Molecule: messenger RNA, 1447 nt
Organism: Plectropomus leopardus (leopard coralgrouper)
Lineage: Eukaryota; Metazoa; Chordata; Actinopteri; Perciformes; Serranidae
Source: RefSeq, a predicted model, not a curated record
UUAUCGUCUUACUUUAACCGGAUUGUGAGGAGCGAUUUAGUCCUCGGAGGCUCCAUUCACAUAUUCAGUCGCAGCCAGGUGAGCCUGAGGGACAGACAUGAAGGACCCGCAGCUCCCAGCCAUCAAAGCACGCUUGUGGCCAAAGCAGAAAGGGAGCAAAAAAUCCAAAGAUGAGGCUCCAGUUUUGGAAAAGACAGCCCCAAAGACCCCAGCCCCCGCUGCUGUAUCCGCCAUCCCACAACUGACCGAAGAAGAGAGAAUGAAGCAGACACCGUUUGAGAGGGUCGUCUACGACAUGGCCCACAACGAGAGGGUGGUCAACGAACUGAUGCUCGGUCGAAGAGUUGGCUUCUAUGAGCUGCGUGGAGAGGUCGGGCAGGGGAAUUUCUCCACGGUCAGGUUGGGCAUCCACGCCUUAACAAAAGAGAGAGUCGCUGUCAAAAUCAUGGACAAGCUGCGGCUGGACAAGAGGAGCCACCCGAUGAUGUCCUCAGAGAUCAGCUGCAUGGAGAAGCUGUGCCAUCCCAACAUUGUGCGACUGUACGAGGUGAUGGAGACCAGCAGAAAGCUGUACCUGGUGAUGGAGUACGGCAGCAGCGGAGACUUGUUCUCCCGAGUCACCGGCAGAGGCAAACUCAACGACCUGGAAUCCAAGCUGGUCUUUGCACAAAUUGUCUCUGCUGUUAAACACAUGCAUGACAACAACAUCGUCCACAGAGACCUUAAGGCGGAGAACAUUUUCUACACCACCAGCUACUGCAUCAAGGUCGGAGAUUUCGGCUUCAGCACAGAGACGGGCCCUAAUGACCUCCUCACCAACUUCUGCGGCUCACCCCCAUACGCUGCUCCUGAACUGUUCAAGGACAAAGGUUACAUUGGACGCUAUUCAGACACCUGGGCUUUAGGUAUUCUGUUGUACUUCAUGGUGACGGCCACCAUGCCCUUCUUCGGGGACAACAUGGGGAGGCUGAAGCGCUGCAUCCUCCAGGGGGCGUACAGUAUCCCUGCUUAUGUGCCCGAUGCGUGCCAGCUGGUCAUUAAGGGCAUGCUGCGGCCUGUGCCUGUCGACCGCUCGUCUCUCACACAGAUUACUAACAGUACUUGGCUGAAGGGGAUUGAGUACCCCGGUCCAUAUGUCAUGUUAACGCAGUCCCCAGCCCACUUUGCCCAGGACAACCAGGCUCUGUGUGUGGAGGAGCAGGAGGUGAAGAGCUUGCUGUCAGAUCUGGGUAUUGUGACAGUCCAUUUCCAAAAUAAUCCCUGCGUGGACUGUAGGAGCCCGUUGACGGGGACCUACCGGAUCCUUCUCCAUCGGGUGCAGAAGAGGAGGUCAGUGGAGGCUGUGGGUUACUCAGCGCUUCACCCUGAUGAGUACGGGAGUCAGAAGCCGUGGUCUGUGACACCAGUGGACAAACACACUCCCACAGCUGUCUGUGUUUUACUGUGA